AUGGAGUCCUUUCCACCCCCCAUCUCUUACCUUGCUCAAAUAUUACCUGCCCGCUUCAAAUAUCUCUCUGUGUCCCCCGCUGCCUGUAAGCUUGCAGCCAGUCGGCCUCAAGCAAGGUAGCAUUUUCUUCCGCCUUCUUCUUCUUCUUCCGUACAGGAUCCUGGCAUCCUGGAACAGCCUUGCCAAGGCCCACCCCCAGGCCUUAAACCAAUUAAAAGGGGUCAGGUGUACACACUCACCUGUUCAGGCAGAGCUGAAUUGGAGCAGGAGAACUCUUCACCGUGCGGCCCUGCGUGUGCGCCGUUUAAAAGAACAGAAAACACAGCAAAAUCCUAAUCACAUUUAUUCAGGUUGUGCUCAUUUAAAGCACUCCUCGCAACAAUACAGUGGUACCUCUGGUUACAUACGCUUCAGGUUACAGACUCUGCUAACCCAGAAAUAGUACCUUGGGUUAAGAACUUUGCUUCAGGAUGAGAACAGAAAUCGUGCAGCAGCGGCAGCAGGAGGCCCCAUUAGCUAAAGUGGUGCUUCAGGUUAAGAACAGUUUCAGGUUAAGAACGGACCUCCAGAACGAAUUAAGUUCUUAACCCGAGGUACCACUGUACUGGGAACUGUAGCAUGCUAAGGGUGCUGGGAAUUGCAGUUCUGUGAGGGAUUAACGACAGAAGCCGUGUGCUUGAAAUGGAAUUAAAGGGAUAAAUCCCCUUGAAUUUGGUAGUGUUUGCUUCUGAGUAAAUAAGGUUGCCAGAAAUCUGGGGCUGGAGCCUACUCAUUUCUAUUCAGGGCAGACCUCUUGAAAUCAAUGGACCUAAGUUAGGUUUGCCAGGAGACGCAUAAUAUCCCUUUCUGCACUGCUAAGAAAUCAAUAUUUUGGUGUGGCAGCACCUGCACUUUGAAACUCCCUGCAUGUUGUUAUUUAUUCAUUUACCGCCCUUUAUCCGUAAAUCACAGGAUCACAACAUGAAAUCGCAAUACAAAAAACAGGAAAUGCGUAACAAAAAUAAGAACAAAGCUGAACAAAUAAUCCCAGCUCCCACAACACAUUGAAAAGCGCAUAAGAUGUCAAUCAGCCAAAGGCCUGGUUGAAGAUAAACAUUUUUUGCCUGGCACCUAGAAGUGUAUUAGGAAGGUGCCAGGCAAACCUUCUUGGGGAGAGCAUUCGGCAAACGUGGAGCCACUGCAGAAAAGGCCCCGAUAUCAUGUUGCCACCCUAUGGUCCUCUCGUGGAGGAAGCACAUGAAGAAGGGCCUCAGAGGGUGAUCUCAGGAUCCGGGUCAGUUCACAUGGAGAGAGUUGGUCCUUGAGGUAUUGUGGUCCUGGGCCCUUUAUAGGUCAAAAGCAGCGCUUUGAACUGAGCCCGGAAACUAAUUGGCAGCCAGUGUAGUCAAUAGGUAGGCACUUUCUUCACUGUGUGCUUUUUGGUGCCUGCUAAAAACAAUUUUGUUUAGACAAGCCUACCCAGAUGUGUUAAAAGGUCUGCCUUGGAUUCGUAUCGAGAUCAUUCUGUCAUUUUUGAGAUUGCAUCCCAGUACAGCUUUCGCCACUCUUUUGUUGACUAUGGGGGCCACUUCAUUUCUUUUACGGGAUGUGGUGCUGGAGGAGACUCUUGAGAGUCCCAUGGACUGCAAGAAGAUCAAACCUAUCCAUUCUGAAGGAAAUCAGCCCUGAGUGCUCACUGGAAGGACAGAUCCUGAAGCUGAGGCUCCAAGACUUUGGCCACCUCCUGAGAAGAGAAGACUCCCUGGAAAAGACCCUGAUGUUGGGAAAGAUGGAGGGCACAAGGAGAAGGGAAUGACAGAGGAUGAGAUGGUUGGACAGUGUUCUCCAAGCUACCAGCAUGAGUUUGACCAAACUGCGGGAGGCAGUAGAAGACAGGAGUGCCUGGCGUGCUCUGGUCCAGGGGGUCACGAAGAGUCGGACACGACUAAACAACUAAACAACCACAACAACCCAGAUGUGUUAAAAGAAAAUGGGAGAAGGGAGAAAAUGAUAUCAAACAGGAUUAAGCUGCUUCCCCUGUUCUUGUCAUGCGUGUGAUAGAACUCAAAAUGAAGCAGUAAACAGCUGGAUUGCCAUGAUUUCAGUAAACGGGGAAGAAAAUGAGCACAUAGACAACACAUUGUAGUCAGUUGUAAUUGCAAAUAUCCCAAGCUUGGGCAGAUGGCUGUCGAGAGCGUUUCAGGGGGUCUACACCUGGUAGAUGAAGGGAACGCAGUGGAUGUAGCCUACCUUGAUUUCAGCAAGGCAUUUGACAAGGUGCCUCAUGAUAUUCUUGUAAAGAAGCUGGUAAAAUGUGGUCUUGACUAUGCUACCACUCAGUGGAUUUGUAACUGGCUGACUGACUGAACCCAAAGGGUGCUCAUCAAUGGUUCCUCUUCAUCCUGGAGAAGAGUGACUAGUGGGGUGCCACAGGGUUCUGUCUUGGGCCCGGUCUUAUUCAACAUCUUUAUCAACGACUUGGAUGAUGGACUCAAGGGCAUCCUGAUCAAAUUUGCAGAUGACACCAAAUUGGGAGGGGUGGCUAACACCCCAGAGGACAGGAUCACACUUCAAAACGACCUUGACAGAUUAGAGAACUGGGCCAAAACAAACAAGAUGAAUUUUAACAGGCAGAAAUGUAAAGUAUUGCACUUGGGCAAAAAAAAUGAGAGGCACAAAUACAAGAUGGGUGACACCUGGCUUGAGAGCAGUACAUGUGAAAAGGAUCUAGGAGUCUUGGUUGACCACAAACUUGACAUGAGCCAACAGUGUGACGCGGCAGCUAAAAAGCCAAUGCAAUUCUGGGCUGCAUCAAUAGGAGUAUAGCAUCUAGAUCAAGGGAAGUAAUAGUGCCACUGUAUUCUGCUCUGGUCAGACCUCACCUGGAGUACUGUGUCCAGUUCUGGGCACCACAGUUCAAGAAGGACAUUGACAAACUGGAACGUGUCCAGAGGAGGGCAACCAAAAUGGUCAAAGGCCUGGAAACGAUGCCUUAUGAGGAACGGCUAAGAGAGCUGGGCAUGUUUAGCCUGGAGAAGAGGAGGUUAAGAGGUGAUAUGAUAGCCAUGUUCAAAUAUAUAAAAGGAUGUCACAUAGAGGAGGGAGAAAGGUUGUUAUCUGCUGCUCCAGAGAAGCGGACACGGAGCAAUGGAUCCAAACUACAAGAAAGAAGAUUCCACCUAAACAUUAGGAAGAACUUCCUGACAGUAAGAGCUGUUCGACAGUGGAAUUUGCUGCCAAGGAGUGUGGUGGAGUCUCCUUCUUUGGAGGUCUUUAAGCAGAGGCUUGACAACCAUAUGUCAGGAGUGCUCUGAUGGUGUUUCCUGCUUGGCAGGGGGUUGGACUCGAUGGCCCUUGUGGUCUCUUCCAACUCUAUGAUUCUAUGAUUCUACUCUUGAGUGCGGUUUAACAGUCAAUUCCUCUUCCCAGGGGUUCUGUGAACUGUAGCUCUUAUUGAGGAAGAGGGGGCUUCCUAACAACUCUCAUCUUAACAAACUUCAGUUCCCAUUAUUCUCUGGAGAAAGUCAUGGCUGUUUAAGGUGGCACGGUGCUGGUUUAAAUGCAUAGUGUAGAUGGGGCCUUGGUUGGAAAGGUACCACUCCUACUUUAUGCCAGCUUUUGCUCUCCAGGGGCCCCAGGUUGACGAAGCCUGUUUUAUUUGUCUUACAACAAAAAAGAUAAAACCUGCUCAACCUCACACUACCAAAUCAAUCACAUCUGCCCAAUUAUUUUAUCUAAAGUGCAAAGCCCCUUAAAGUGGAAAUAUAAAAUAUAUACCUCAAUUAUUGUCUACACUGACUGUCAGCCUUCCCUUAAAAAGAAAUUGUAAGAUUCUAGUCCUUAUGGGACUGAGCAAAUAGGAUAAGAAACUGCCUUAGUGUGACAAUUGGUCUAUAUGGCUAGUGUAUUGCCAUUACACACACACACACAGUAUAUACAGUUUCUACGUGUGUGUCUCUAAUGCUAGUCCUGCGCUGAGUAGACCCAUUCAGCCUAAGUCAGUCAUGUACAUUAGCUUCAAUGGGUUUACUCUGAGGAGGAGGAGGAGCACUGGAUCUAACUAUCUAUAUCUAUAUCUAUAUCUAUAUCUAUAUCUAUAUACAGUAUAUUACUUUAUGUGAGUGUACAAAACAAAACAAAACAAAACAAAACAAAACAAAACAAAACCAAGCCUUGUUGCAGAGGCCCGGGAGAGGGAGAAAUUGAAAACCAACGCUUGCCUCCUUCUCAUUGGCUCAAAUCAUACGGCUCUGCCCGCCUUCCACAAGCUCCCGUUGGUUGAGAUGGGUGCUACAGGACCUCUUCUCCCCCGCCCACUUUCGAACGCUCAGACAUCGGAGAAGCGUCACCGGGGCUCCCAUUGGCCGACCGGGCGCCUUUUCCUCUUCUGCGCCCCGCCUUUUCGAAUGUUCCUGUGACACGGCCGGCUGGCCCGACGUUCCCAUUGGCGGUGGGGGACUUCUCUCGUUCGCAUCGCCCCGCCUUUUGGAACGGCCCGACUCCCACGGAGCUUGUGUUGAGUUGGGAGGCGACGGGGCCGGAGGAGGUGAGUUCGGCGUCGCGGAGCAAGGCCGAGAGGGCAGGAGCGGGGCUUCGGGGGCUAUAGACCGGUCUCUGCCCCUUGGCCUCCUAUUUUUUGGGGGUGGUAGAUGAUGGGGGUCGUGUAAGAUUUAUGGAUCGCCCCAUCUUACAUCGGCCCAUUUAGCCUAGUAUUGUCUUCACUGACCGGCAGCGGCUCUCCAGGGUUUCAGGGAGGGAGUGAUUUUAAGGGUUGGACCUGGGAUUUUACGCCAAGCAUACAGAACUAUGCCCUCCCUUAAAAAUAAUUGUAAGAUUCCAGUCCUCAUGGGACCAAAUAGGAGUGUAUGAAGCAGCCUUAAUAUGGCCAUUGGUCUAUCUAGCUCAGUAUUGCCCACACGGACUGGCAGCAGUUCUCCAGGGUUUUAGGCAGGGAGCCUUUCCUAGCUGUACCAGGAUUGGACCUGAGACCUUCUGUGUACAAAGUACCCUUGAGCUACAGGCCUUUCUCUUUCAAAUAUGUACUUUGAAGUAAAGCCUGUUUAAUUCAAUGGGGCUUACUCCCAGGUAAGUGUGUAUACACACCAAAUUUUAGUCUAAAAUUCAAUUAAUGCUUAUUUAUAAAGCUUGUACUGUAUUCGGUGUUAGCCCUGCUCUGAGCAGACCCCUUGAUAUUCCUAGACAUGACAUAUGUUUGGUCCAUUAAUGGCUGUACUCUGGGCCUCACACACCCCAUACCUUAAAGCCCAUCUCUCCCUAAGUACCUUGUGAACUGUAGUUCAGGGUACUGGGUGCUAGGAAUUGCAGCUCUGUAAGGGGUAAACUACUAUUCCCAGGAUCAUUUUAUUCUGGAUUGGUUUUACAGUGGUACCUCGGGUUACAUACGCUUCAGGUUACAGACUCCGCUAACCCAGAAAUAAUACCUCGGGUUAAAAACUUUGCUUCAGGACGAGAAGAGAAAUCAUGCUCCGGCGGCACGGCAGCAGCAGGAGGCCCCAUUAGCUAAAGUGGUGCUUCAGGUUAAGAAUAGUUUCAGGUUAAGAACGGACCUCCAGAACGAAUUAAGUACUCAACCCGAGGUACCACUGUAUUUGAUGUUUUAAUGUGUUGAAAAUGGCUUUGAGAUUUUUUUUCUUUAAAAUAUAAACGGCAUCGAAAUGAAAUGAAAAAUAAUAAUAACCUCAUGUAAAAAAAAAAAGCGCCGAGACAUUCCGUUGUGGCAACCAUAAUCUGGGUUUAAGGUGCCAUUUGGCGAUUAAUUUAUAUAUCUUGAGUUUCUAACACUUGGCGCCCAAUCUUGGCCACAAAGCAUACUGAGAUCUUCAGGCUACCUUGCAUCUAGCUUUAUCUGACUGAGAUUACUAAUUUCAAUCUGUUAAAUUCAGGAUUUAGGUCGCACUCAUACUGCACAUUUAAAGCACUUUGAUACUGCUUUAAGCUGUCAUGGCUUUUCCCAAGAAAUCUUGGGAACUGUAGUUUGCUAAAGGUGAUGCGAGUUAUUAGGACACACCCCCUUCUCCCUUCACAGAGCUACAAUUCCCAGAGUUCUCUGGGAAGAGGGGUUGAUUGUGAAACCUCUCUGGGAAUUGUAACUCUGGGAAUGGAAUAGAGGUCUCCUAACAACUCUUUGCACCCUUAACAAACUACAUCUCCCAGGAUUCUUUAGGGGCAACCCUGACUUAAGGGGGCUUAGAGGAGACCCCCCCCGAGCUACAAUUCUCAAUUUAUUUCUCUUUUGCAUUUAUAUCCCACUUUCUCCCCACCCCGCAGGAGUUCAAGGUGGCGUCCACCUCGUCCUUUACUACCCACAACAGCCCUGUGAGGUGGGUUUGGCUGAGAGGCAGUGACUGGCCCUAGUCUGAUGCUGUAACCCAGGGGUCGGCAAAGCUUUUGUGGCUUCGGCCGGUUCAUGGUCCUGCAAACGCUGCGGUGGGCCGGAGUGCGCACACAUGCGCAAAUGCUAUUUCCGGCGCUCCUUCUGGCCUGGAGGAGGUGUGCGCGGCUUAACAUUGGCUGCAGAGCUUCCUGCAGCCAGUGGGAAGACGGCCAGCAUCGCGGAAGGCGGUGCCCGCUCUGCUCUGGUUUAGCGUGGCGCGCGGGAGCCGACUGAGCGGGCAGCGGGGGUCCAUGGGCCGGUUAAUCGACCCCCAUGGGCCGCUUGUGGCCCAUGGGCCUUAGGUUGCCAACCCCUGCUCUAACCACUACACCACAAUGGCUUUUGCUGAAGAAGGAUCGAUUGUUAAACCACUCUGGGAAUUAAUGCUGUGCACCUCUGGCCCACAUCUGGCAGAAUCGGGCCAAGCAUCAUGCAUGCUGGCAUGUUGGAAAGGAUCUCGGUCCUGUAUACAGUGGUACCUUGGGUUACAUACGCUUCAGGUUACAUACACUUCAGGUUACAGACUGCUAACCCAGAAAUAGAACUUCAGGAUGAGAACAGAAAUUGUGCUCCGGCGGUAGCAGGAGGCCCCAUUAGCUAAAGUGGUGCUUCAGGUUAAGUACAGUUUCAGGUUAAGAACGGGCCUCUGGAACGAAUUAAGUACUUAACCCGAGGUACCACUGUACCUGAAGGAGCGUCUCCACCCCCAUCGUUCUGCCUGGACACUGAGGUCCAGCUCUGAGGGCCUUCUGGUGGUUCCCUCACUGCGAGAAGCCAAGGUACAGGGAACCGGGCAGAGGGCCUUCUCAUUAGUGGCGCCUACCCUGUGGAACACCCUCCCUUCAGAUGUGAAGGAAAUAAGCAGCUAUCCUAUCUUUAAAAGACAUCUGAAGGCAGCCCUGUUCAGGGAAGUUUUUAAUAUUUAACGCUGUACUGUUUUUAACACUUGAUUGGGAGCCACCAAGAGUCGCUGGGGAAACUCAGCCAGAUGGGCGGGGUAUAAAUAAUAAUAACAGUCCAUAAAUGCUAAAUACAGUGCAGGGUUAUCAAGACAACCGCGGCCGAGAGAGGAACACAAUAUACUUGCACACCGGUUGUGCCUUUUAAGGGUGUUGUGAAAUCCAUGAAGAAUCGGAAGUAGUUCAAAAAUAAAUAAUGGCAGGAAACGUUGAAUCUGAAUUCCUCUUUAAGGACAGGGCAAUCUGUGGCCCUCUAAACAUUGUUGGACUGCAAAUCCCGUCGUUCCUGAGCAUGGACCAUGCAGACUGGAGCUGAUGGAAGUUGGAGGCAGCGGUGGUGUAGUGGUUAGUGUGUCAGGCCAGGGUUCAAAUCCCGACUCAAAGUAAAUAAAUAUGGCCUCCUUUUGAUGGCAUAAUAUUUUAUAUCAUCUUAGUUUUGGAGUCUGCCAUUAAAAUUGAGACACUGGAUUCAUCCAAGUCGCCCAAAGAGGAGAGAUUUACCCCAAUCGCAGAAUUCCUAUUUGCUUGGAAAUUUUGUUUGGCAAAAUGAAUGUCAUACAGUCUUGGACAAAGUAUGAGCCCUGGGUGGCCUGAGGUGGAAAGAUCCUGGGGCGAAUAACAGACUUCUCACCUGGGAUGAAUUGAAAACUGCUUCCAUGUGACCAAACCAGGAAACACUGUUAUUUUUUAAAUUCUUCUCCGCUCCUCUGUCUCAGAUUUAGACCACCAGUGACUUUGUGCUGCUGUAGGCAGACUAAGGCUUUUCUUGUGGACUAGGAACUUUUGUGGGCCUCUUUGUAAAGCAUACAUGCGAAGAUGAUUUCUUGCUCCUGCUCCCACUAUUGCCUGGCAAAAAUUGGAUAAGCGUGUUCAACUAGGACUGCUAAGACCUGGGUUCAAGACGUUACUUGCUCAGCCAACAUUAUGGUCAGGGAUGGUGGGAAGUUGUGGUCCAAAACAUCUGGAUUGUUGAUAAAGUUGGCUUGGGCAGAAUUACUGUAACUUUCCUCCUUCCUCUUUAGAGGACUGUGGUCUAUGCAGCCAGGUGGCUGAUAAGAGACAAGGCAAAAGUGAAUCUGGCAAUUUCAGUAUUUGUUUUUCCAAUCUUAAAUCCACACCUCUACAUAUCCAUUUCAGUUUGGGAGAUUAUUUUUAAGUCCUUAUAUAAACUCAUCAACAUUUUAGUUUGAAUUAUUACUAUUUUUGUAUGCGAUUUUUGCCUGAUAAUGCACACUUUGCAAGUCAUUUCCCUUGCUAUAAUGCUUGUUUGGAAUAUUGUAUUUUUCCUAGUGAAUGCACUUAUUUUUAUUUACUUAACAGGAGUUUGUUUAUUUAUGCUAUGUUGAAAAUUUAUAUCCCGCUUUAUCGCAAUUCCCUCUGAAUGGGGUACAUCAAGUUCAGCAAAGACAAUAAUGAGCAAGCCUGUUUGAAAACUAACCAUAAAAGUCAGAAAUGGUUUAAAAUAUCUCCCGGAACAAAAAGUUAAGCACCAGAAGUAUAACAAUUCGAUGUGGUGGUUAGGGUGGUGGGCCUAACCUGGGAGAAACCUGGGUUCGAAUCUCCACUCAGAUCAGGUAGAGAUAUAAGGAACUAGGCAGGUCCGUGAGGAACCCUGAACCCAAAUUGUUAAGGGCAUUGCAAAUUAAUGCAAAUAAUUUACCGUAUUUUUCGCUCCAUAAGACGCACUUUUUUCCUCCUAAAAAGUAAGGGGAAAUGUCCACCCCCAUCGUUCUACCCGGACACUGAGGUCCAGUGCUGAGGGCCUUCUGGCGGUUCCCUCGCUGCGAGAAGCCAAGUUACAGGGAACCAGGCAGAGGGCCUUCUCGGUAGUGGCACCCGCCCUGUGGAACGCCCUCCCACCAGAUGCGAAAGAGAAAAACAACUACCAGACUUUUAGAAGACAUCUGAAGGCAGCCCUGUUUAGGGAAGCUUUUAAUGUCUGAUGUAUUACUGUAUUUCAGUAUUUUGUGGGAAGCCACCCAGAGUGGCUGGGGAAGCCCAGCCAGAUGGGUGGGGUAUAAAUAAUAAAUAUUAAUUAUUAUUAUUAAGCGAAUGCACUGGAUGGCAGCGGGAUCCCUUUUGAACCGGCCAGAGUCCUGGCACUGUGCAGCAGGAGUCAGCAAACUAUUUCAGCAGGGGGCCGGUCCACUGUCCGUCAGACCUUGUUGGGGGCCGGACUAUAUUUUGAAAUAAAUAAAUAAAUGAACCAAUUCCUAUGCCCCACAAAUAACCCAGAGAUGCAUUUUAAAUAAAAGGACACAUUCUACUCAUGUAAAAACACGCUGAUUCCUGGACCGUCCGUGGGCCGGAUUUAGAAGGCGAUUGGGCCGGAUCCGGCCCCCGGGCCUCAGUUUGCCUACCCAUGCUGUGCAGUUUUUGCAGCAGUAGCAGUCAAUGCAUAUCUGAGUCCGAAAGCUGCUCCUUCCCCCUCUGUUUGGGCAGGAGAAACAUUACCGGAAUCUGGCGGCCUCAUGACUCACUCACAUCAACAGAGGCCAGGAAGUUCCCAGAAUACGGUUUAGGAUCUGCUGAUCCGUGAUCUGCCCUUUCUAGUGUGAGCUCCAACAAGGAGAGGCCGGAGAAAGGUCUCUCUCCCUCCUUCCCCUGUUGUUUGGGUUCUUAGUUUCUAGGUCCCCCCCCCCCACUUGCGGACAGGAGGAGGGGAAUCCAUUUCCUUUCCUGGAAUGCCUGUUGAUGGUGGGAGAAGGCUAAUUUUAAAAGCAUGGUUUAUUUUUUUACAGAGAUCAACUCUAGAGCGGGGGGUCAUCAUUGCAGCUUGACUUGUUUUCUUUUUUUCCAUUUGAAUUCCAGUAACAGCUAAGGAGUUACAGAAAAGAAAACGAAGUAAAAAAUUGUUUUGUUUUAAGUGGUCACAACUGCUAAUAAGGAAGUGUAGGAUACAGCUUAGAGCAGGGGUAGGCAACCUAAGGUCCGUGGGCUGGAUGCGGCCCAAUCCCCUUCUCAAGCUGGCCCGUGGACAGUCCAGGAAUCAGUGUGUUUUUAUAUGAGUAGAAUGUGUCCUUUUAUUUAAAAUGCAUCUCUGGGUUAUUUGUAGGGCAUAGGAAUCCCCCCCCCCCAAAGGCCGGCCCACCACAUGGUCUGAGGGACGGUGGAUCGGCCCCCUGCUGAAAAAGGUUGCUGACCCCUGGUUUAGAGAUUUACAGAGUUGACCAGGGUUCAAAUUCCCCCAAGUUGGCCAUGUGGUUUGCUUGGGCCAGUCUCCUCCUCUCAGCCCAGCCUACCUCACAGGGCUGUUGUGGGGGUUAAAUGAGGAGCUGGGAGAACCAUGUCGGCUACCUUGAGCUCCUCAGAGAAAAAGAGAUAAAUGCAAUAAGGGAAUAAAUUUCAACAGGACUUCGUUGAACGUAUCUCCAUCGUCUUGUGCUGGUUAACAAUCUCAACACAAUUCCUCUCGGGGGCUGUUUUGGUGUAGUGUAGGGGUGACUUGUUAAUAUUUACAGUAUUAAGAAUUUGAUUUGGCAACCGCCCUUCACCCUUAGGUUCCAGGGUGGUUCAGCGCGGUUUAAGAUACAAACGCUGACAACAGUUUAAUCUCAAUUGCAAGGAUAGGCUGUGCCUUAACGAUAGAAACCUCAAGUGUCAAGAGGCCAUGAAAAAGAGAUGCAUGUCUUAUGCCCCAUGAGUUUUUCAUGACCACACCCCCUCCCAAAAUGGUCUAUUUAUUUAUUAUUUUCUUUAUUAUUUAAAAAUUUCUGUAUAAAAUUAUACACACAUACACAUACAUAAACAUGUGUGUGUGUGUGUGUAUAGAUAGAUAGAUAGAUAGAUAGAUAGAUAGAUAGAUAUACAGUGGUACCUUGGGUUACAUACGCUUCAGGUUACAAACGCUUCAGGUUACAGACUCCGCUAACCCAGAAAUAGUGCUUCAGGUUAAGAACUUUGCUUCAGGAUGAGAACAGAAAUCGUGUGGCAGCAGCGGGAGGCCCUAUUAGCUAAAGUGGUACUUCAGGUUAAGAACAGUUUCAGGUUAAGAACGGACCUCCGGAACGAAUUAAGUACUUAACCUGAGGUACCACUGUAUAGAUAUAUAAAAUUAUUUGUAUAAUUGACUGCCUUGCAACAAUGCCAUGAGGUCAAAUGAUUUUUGUGCCCCUCUAAAAUCCUCUCCACUUUUUUCCUUCUUUAAAAAAAUGUCCCGUUGCCUGAACCCCUGGAGAGCUGCUGCCUGUCCGUGUAGACAGUACUGAGCUAGAUAGAACCAUGGCCUGACUUGGUGCAAGGCUGCUUUCCUCUGUGCCUGCGAUGCUCCUGGAGUGGGGAGGAAAUCAAACUUUGGUUGACACACCACACAGCUCCUAUUUUUAGGACCCACCUUGUUUCUGUGUCGUACCUUGUUUUAAACCAGUGGUGGGAUUACCAGGGCGUGUGUGUGUGUGUGUGCGUGCUAAGAGGCAAGGGGGACGCAUGGGGGGGGGCAGCUAGAGAUGCCAAGGAUAUCAAACCUCGAAAAGCUGCCAUCACUGGAUCAUCAGUUUUGUUGAAUAAACAAAAUAGUUGUAACCGGAUUUUGAGUAAUUGUGCAAUUAAUAGUUCCUGUUUCCAGUUUUGUUGUGCUACUAUCUUCCUUAGUGCGUUGUGGAAACCGCUAUUCUGAAUAAUGCUUUUUGUGCGUUUGUGAGUUUGUGGAACCAAGGGGAGCAGUGAACCCAAAAGUUUGAGUGUCUCUGUUUUGAACUGUUUUCACUUUGCGUUUUAACUGUUGCGACCCACCCUGGCCCCUUUGGGUGAAGGGUGGAUAAUUAAUCAUAAUAAUAUUAUUAAAUGGAACUCCUAUUUGGCUUUUUUUCUGGCCCACGUAGGACCAGCCUUGGUGAAGAUUUGACGUUUUCAUCCCCCAAACGUUUUUGAUUUAUGUUUCUACUGAAAUGAGGCUGCAUUUUAAUGUAGAGGAAUCCUAUUCGGAAUAAGGGGAUUUCCCUUAAAAAAAGGAAACGUUGACAGCUAUGCUUCUAAUACAACAAACAAACAAUACAAGCAACACGCAGACCAGUAUACUAGGUAGCACUGUAAUUUUUAGUGCAUAAUAUACAUGAUUUAGUGAAGGGACAGAAUACCCAAAUCCUGUCUGUGAAAUCACCCCAGGCUUCAAUAAUCAACCAGGCCUCAAAAACUGUCCAAAACUCGUUUUGUCUUCUAAAAAUCCAAAACAGCUUUUCUCUACUCUUCUCUGCUUUUCUCACAAGAUGCUGUGGCAAAAGGCAAAAUGUUACUUUUUUUUUUUUUUAAAUGAUAUUUAUUAGAGUUUCCAAUAAAAAAGACACAUCAGUAAAAAAGAAUUUAAAAGUAAAAAGAAAAAUACACAAUACAAAAAUAGACAAUACAAAAUACAAAAAAAAGACAAAAGAAAAAAAACAGUUAAAAACAAUACCAUCUUUUCAUCACCAUUUUUGAAUUUACUUAUUUUCUGGACCUCCUCAUACCUCCCUCUUUUGUAUUCCAGUUCAAUUUGUUUGUCCAGCAAUUUCUUUCCCUCUUUUUUAAUCCCAAUUCUUAAUCUUAAUAUGGUAUAACAUUAAAUUCUUAUCUAUUAAUAGCCAGUUUUCCGUUCUUUUAACCUUUUUAUGCCUAAUCCUUAAUCUUGGUCUGUAUAUAACUUUAACGCCUGUGCAGCUAGAAACCACUUAAUUUCAAUCAAUCAUCACUCUAACAUUCUUUAAUUUUGCAAUGUUUCUGUAGGUAAUCUUUAAAUUUCUUCCAAUCUUCUUCCACCUGGUCUCCUUCUCCCUGGUCACGGAUUCUACCAGUCAUUUCCGCCAAUUCUACCAGUCAUUUCCGCAAAAUGUUACUUUUGAAGGCUAAUGAAUAGGCUCUGUUCAUAGCAGGCCUGGGAAAUGAAUCUUACCUCAUUCGGUUGCAACAUCUUGGACAUGCUGAACCCCACGGCUCCUCGACCCACCCCCUCGGCUUCUCAUUCCCCCCUUUCCUGCCAAGAGUCCAAUAGUCCCAAGACAGCUUUCUGUUCAUGCUCAGAGGAACUCAUGGGGCAGGACUCUGGAAGGAGGAGAAAGGAGGAGGGAACUGGAAAGGGGUAUAUAUGCUUGUGCACAUGAUUGUGAACUUCGUGCAUGCUUUUUGUGACUUAUCACACUUGCUCCUUCUACCAGUUCAUGGAUGGUAGAAAUAAAAGCCUUUUCUCCGAAACUAUUCCUUGAGUGUCUGUUGACUCCCACUUCCCUUUCCCGGGCGCAAUAUUUUUCCCACCUGAGGGCAAAGCCUCAUAAGGCUACAUUAGUAACAAAAACAAAUUGUGUGCACUUGUAAAUUUUCUAAUACAUUUGAAAUCAAUUGAACACACGUCUGUCAAUCAAAAGAACAUUUGUUGAGAAUAGCAAUCCCUUUCUGUUUAAAUUCAGUAUCGUUGGUAAACAAAGUAGGUGCCUUUUGCAGUCUCAAACCCCUGGGUAUACGGUGUUAAGCUUGCAACACGGGUUUGUUUUUCUAAUACAACAACAGUAAUGGCUUUGAAAAUGAGCGUUUGGGUUCCCUGCUGGUGCCCCUUGAAAAUGCUUCCCCCCUGCCAGUGCCUUCGCUCCCUGUUCACUUUGGUUCCUAGUGCCCCUUCACUCUCUUUUCUUCCUCCUUGCAGGACGAACAACUUCUGGACCCUAA
Messenger RNA from Podarcis lilfordi (Lilford's wall lizard), 13962 nucleotides. The record is from the annotation of a GenBank genome assembly. Lineage: Eukaryota; Metazoa; Chordata; Lepidosauria; Squamata; Lacertidae.